UUUGUGUGAGUGAGUGAGCAUGCAUCUGCUUAUAGCAUGUAUAGUUCCAGCUCAUUCGACUGACUGAAUAUGGGUACACUCCGAUCCCACUGUUACCAUAGUCAGUGUAAUUUUCCUACAAUCCACAUGUAAUGGCUAUAACCUUCUCUCUCUGUGUAGGCUGAUGGUGUGUGUGACAGUGGGGCCCCGCUGGGUUCUAAGGCCCCUAUCUGGAUCCCAGACCUGAGGGCCACAAUGUGUAUGGUCUGUACCUGUGAGUUCACCCUCACCUGGAGACGACACCACUGCCGAGCCUGCGGGAAGGUUGUGUGUCAGACAUGCUCGUCCAAUAAGUUCUAUCUAGAGUACUUGAAGAACCAGCCGGCUCGUGUGUGUGACCACUGCUUCGUCAAGCUACAGGAGAACAGUGACCGUGUUGCUUCUGGGGCGCUGUCUCCUACUGGCAGAUCUGGGGGAUUCUCUUUCUCCAGGAAACAGAAGAAGAUCCCAGCUGCUCUCAAAGAGGUGUCUGCAAACACAGAGAACUCCUCCAUGAGUGGCUACCUACAGAGGUCAAAGGGCAACAAGAAGCAAUGGAAGAGGCUAUGGUUCGUCAUCAAGAACAAAGUCCUGUACACCUACGCCGCCAGCGAGGAUGUAGCUGCUCUAGAGAGCCAGCCUCUGCUAGGCUUCUUCCUGCGGGAGGAGAAGUGUGGCCCUUUCCAGAAGCUGCAGUUUAAACUGUACCACAAAAACACCCUGUUCUAUAUCUUCAAGGCUGACGACAUCCCCACUGCACAGAGGUGGAUUGAGGCUUUCCAGGAGGCCAUGAUUCUUUAACACCUAAACCAGUCAGCUCAUGUCCUUCCCCUGGAGCCAGUGGACACGGACACCUUUUGAUCCUUGACCUCUAGACACAUGUCAGGGGUCAGCAGCUCAGGAAGCACUCCCCACACCCCGACCCAUGCUACCCCGAGCCCUGAUGAACCGGUCCGGCUGCCUGCCAGGAGACCCCAGAGUCCCAGUGGUGUGAAGAACAGACAUCAUUGUCUUUCUAGUGAAAAUAUGGAAAUAUGGACUUUGUGUCAGCUCUACAUUACAUUCAUUGUAAAUGUUGGGAUCCGUUGAAAGUUUGCCCUUGGUCAAACCACCAUGCUUCCAGUGGAGCUCUGAGGUUAUGGGUGUGUUGAGCCUCACAGGCUGCAUAUCUAUCUGCUCUKGAUCUUAGAUGGAACCGUUAUGUGUCACAGCUGUGGGUCAAAGGUCAUGUCCUGAAGCGUGUGUGUGUGGAAGUGUUAACAKAAUUAUUGUCUGUGGACAGCCUGCUACCUUAUACAGGGGUUCCCACGGUUCACAAAAAGCCUUGAAAGUCAUUGAAAAGGAUUUGACUUAAAUUGCUAUUGAUUUACAUUAUCCUUGAAAAGUUCAAGGAUUUUGUUAUUUGGGGGGGGGGGGUGUAACAUAUUGUAAGAAAAGUUUAAACUCAAAUAUUGAUGAAUUAUGGAAAUUGGAAUGGUGAUUAGAGUGGGAACCUUGCAUGAUGGGAUGGAUACCAGUUACAAAGAAGGGUGAGAAAGCAGUGUAUUCUCUCUGAGUAGGGAARCUUCUCUGGUGCACUGCUAGUGGUUGGAUUCAACUGUGAAAAAACAGGGUGCCACAGAGACACAGGAGAUAAGCAUUUUGCUCCUUAGAAAUAUAGCAAAAUUAUGGGGGUCGUUUUAUAUUGUUAUUCUCUGUUAGGCUUAACUCAGUACAUCUACCACAUGUAUAAUGCAGUAUACUGGAUAAAACUGGAAAUGGCAUAAUGUCAAUAUUUUACUACACAACCUAUAGAACAAAUGCAUUUUAAAGAGUAUUUGUUAGACUCAGAAGCGGUGCUUGGGCAAUAUGUAGAAUUGGGAGAGUAAAAUGUACCUUUUUUUGGUAAAAGUCGAGAGCUAAUAUUUAUAUAGAACUGUACAUUUCUCACUGUCCAUAAUUAUGUGAUUUUAGAAAUAUGAUUUAUUUGAUAACAGAUACUAUCUUUGUUACUUUUGUAAUAAGAAGUAGCUACCUUUUUUAUUGUAUGCCAUGAUGGUUGUAAAAGCACGUGUUGUAACAAUGCCUCACUAGUUUGUUUUAAACUGGCACAACAGACUUGUUGGAUUCAUUAGGAGGAAUCUUUUAAUCCAGGCCUCAUUUGUAUAAUUUUUUUAUUGAAUAAUUUAAAGUGGACAGAUUACAAAAUAAUGUUUGUCUUUUGAGCUAGACGUGGCAUGAAGAAUGAAAUGUAUCCCUUAGGAAAUGCUCAGUAUCAAUAAAGCAACAUCCAGACAGUGCCUUAAAUAUGCUCAAUUAUCUUGUAAUAAUAUAGAUACAGAAAACGUUAUUUAAUUAUGUGGUGCAUUGUUUCAUUGAUUAUUCAUUUGAAUUAGGAUAUUCUAUUAUCACAGUGACUACUUUGGCCGGCCCAUCUGACAUUAAACAGUGUAAAUAUCCAUUAUGUAUUUAAAUUGAAAAUUGUUUAGAAUUUACAUUUAGUACUUCAAAUGUACUAAUCAGGUUGCACUACUACACCAUUGUGGCAGUUGGCCUUAUGGGAAAUGAAGUUUAUCACACAGAGAAGCAUUAGGGAUAACUCAAAACAGAUAAUAUUUUAUAGUGACUAAAUGUCCCUCCAUUCUUAAACACAAUCACUAUAGUAUCCAUAGUAUCUCGUCUGUAAAUAAUAUUUCUGCAGAACUGUCAGGCACCACUUUUUAAUAAAACCUCUGAAAGUGA
This is a messenger RNA of Salvelinus sp. IW2-2015, 2739 nucleotides long. Its product is annotated as FYVE, RhoGEF and PH domain-containing protein 6-like. Lineage: Eukaryota; Metazoa; Chordata; Actinopteri; Salmoniformes; Salmonidae. Gene Ontology annotation, molecular function: guanyl-nucleotide exchange factor activity; metal ion binding. Gene Ontology annotation, cellular component: cytoplasm. The record is from RefSeq and is a predicted model, not a curated record.